UUUCAUCCGAGACGAACGCGUGGACCUUUACCAGAUUUAUCUCGAUAUAUCCUGGUCGUUACAAAAAUUUAUAUUUUGAAAAAAGAACUGAUUGUGCAUAAUAAAUACAGAUUUAAAAGUUUAUUCGUGGAUUUUUCAUAAGUUUCUAACACGCUGAAAACUUUUGGUUGAACAGUUGAAAGUUCGUGAAGCAACAUGUUUUACUUAGUGUUAAGCACGCUGUUUAUAGCAAGUGGUGGAGGAGCACAGCUUGGCGAAGCAGACAACUGUGACCCUGGCGAGCUGAAGGUGUGCGUGGAUCUGAUACCAAGAACACCUAUUGGCCUACCGAAGACGAGGGACGAGCUCGACCUACAUUGCUCGGCCUACCAGACUGGCAUGGCGUGCAUGGACACGUGGAUCAAGCGCUGCCUGCCAACCGACGGCCAGAAACUGGUGCAGCAGCAGAUCGGCGGCGCCCGCGCACUCAUGCGGUUCCUUUGCACCAACGAAACUGCUCUGAGGAGAGAGUUCCUGAAGGAGCCAGCGUGCUGGGCUCGCGUGUCUCCCGACUGGAGCCGCUGCGUGGACGAGCUGCAAGGAGCCGUUCGGGACAUUACGGAUCGCGCGCAGCAGUUGACGUACUUCAACAGAAACGCUGAACUUUGCUGCGCAAGAGACGCGUUCAUAAUGUGCGUGGCGCACGCCGGACGGUCGUGCUCGGCGUCGGCGGGCACGCUGCUCCGACGCAUGGCGUGGGUGCUCGCGCAAGACGUGGCCGCGUGCACGCAGCAACCACGCGCUACGUGCGCCGCCUCCCCGCCGCCCCUCGCCGCGCCGCUGCUGACGGCGCUGUAUGGCGUGGUCAUGUACCCGCCCAGGUUUUAA
Ostrinia nubilalis (European corn borer) is the source of this 867-nucleotide messenger RNA. RefSeq lists its product as uncharacterized. The record is from RefSeq and is a predicted model, not a curated record. The coding region runs from base 196 to 867 and encodes 223 amino acids. The transcript has 5 exons. Lineage: Eukaryota; Metazoa; Arthropoda; Insecta; Lepidoptera; Crambidae.